Messenger RNA from Botrytis porri, 1740 nucleotides. RefSeq lists its product as uncharacterized. The coding region runs from base 1 to 561 and encodes 186 amino acids. The transcript has 3 exons. The record is from RefSeq and is a predicted model, not a curated record. NCBI's taxonomy places the organism in Eukaryota, Fungi, Ascomycota, Leotiomycetes, Helotiales, Sclerotiniaceae. Gene Ontology annotation, molecular function: structural constituent of ribosome. Gene Ontology annotation, cellular component: mitochondrial large ribosomal subunit.
AUGCUGAAGCCCGUUCAAUAUGUGAAGCUUGCGCAAUCGCUGCCACCGCAGCUGCAGAGAUUUUUCGCCCGUUAUCCACCUCAAGCCAUUCUCCCGCAGGCCAACGCUGUCAACACAACUUCAGAUGCGGCGACAUCAGAGGCUGUUAGCAAGGCUACCUUGAAGACCGAGGAAACUUUGGAUCAACCUACACACCCAGCAAUUACAGAGGCAACAUCGCCGUUCAGGCCUCAUAAGCACCCGGUUACUGGGAAAUGGCAUGAUCCAGUGUUUUCUCUCAGACGACAGGCAGAUUUGUGCAAACUUGCAAGGCAACAUGGAGUAGAGGAACUUUUACCAAUCUCUGUGAAGAGUACGGAGGAGAAAUUACGCAAGAGGAUGGAGAAUGGACUGAGGGUAAAGGGUACUGGUGUUGGACAGAGAGUCAAGGGAAAGGAAUCCGAGAGAACAUUGAAGUCGAGAUUGGAGAAGAGAAGAAAGGCUAUGUUGGAGAUGCCACAGAUGAUACAGACAUGGAAAGAGAGAGGUCAUGGUCGUGGAUGGAAGAAGUGGCCAAAAUAGAUAUGAUAAUGAAGAUUAUUUGGCGCGAUGUCAGCCUCGUAGGAAGACUACUUGUUGUACAAACAUCGCAUUGGGAAUGACUGCAUGGGAAUGGGCGUUUCAAAAUAUUGUAGAAUUGUGCAAUUAUAUGCCCCCUCUUUCGCAAAUUGAAAAAGCACCUUUGGUGAAUCUUGGGUGAGAUUCAGGAAUUGUAUACCUACUUAUUACUCGAGUAGUUCAUGUGUUGAAGACUUGUGUGAAUUGAGGAUCUUGAGAUUUACUUCGAGAUGUAUCUCUUGAACCGCACUUGAUAAUUUAGCACGUGCAAUUUAAUCGAAUCGAUUUCCAAGAAUCCUACACCAUACUGCCUAUCGAGCGAAUGUAGCCGUCCUGUUGAAAACUCUAAGCUUUGAUACAAGCUGUAAACGCCAGCUUGAAGCCAACUCCAUGCGUGAUAGCGUUAGUGAAACACGUAUGGAAUGGUUCUUUCUUAAAUCAUUUGCCAUCCAACGUUUUGAUAGCAUGUAAACUCCACAAUGCCAGACCCAAAAAUUGAUGAGUGGCAAAAAAAGAUUCGCGGUGAUGUGGAUAUCUCUCAAGAUGAAUGAUAGCCGAAAUUCUAACUCAGGGGGCUUGUCUAACCAGCCAAAGAUAUGGAUUUUGUUUCGAGAGAUUCCAAAUGGCUCCUUUGAGUCUGUAACCGCAGAUCAGGCACGGGAGGGAUUUUGCACAUUUGCACAUUUGCACAUGCUUCUAUCAGCUCCCCUCGUCUACUUUCUCGUAGAGUAUUGCGACAGAAGAUGACCGAGGCUUGGGUAAAUUGGUGAGUGAUGGCACAAUUGGAUGCAUCCAAGUCCGGGGAGGUUUAGGUGGUUUACUAAGGAAGGAAACAAGACUUUCGGGAUAUGGUAUGAUGGUAUGAUUGGUAUGGCAUGGUGUAUGGCACGGUAUGGCGUGGGAUGGAUAAUUCGAUCUCUUCGACCCCCUCGACCCCCUCGACCCUUGUAGCGAUCAUUCGUUUUUAAGCCCCAACAAAAAAAAAUAGAAUCCAUGGGGCCUCAAAAUUGUUGGGGAAAUCUUUUCGGGUAAGUUGACGGAUUGGGUUUAGUCUCGAGCCCUUUUCUGCACGCUUGAGAAUGCUAAGAAUGCUAGGGAUGCCAUGCAUGAUAAUACAAGGGGAACUCUGUAUGAUGAUGAUGU